AUGGACAACAUGAACUCCUUUGUGGAAUACUCUAUUUGUAACCGACCAGGCAGCGGAUCUUAUCCUGCCCCUAAACCUGGAUAUCAUCAUCAUCAUCUGCAUCACCACCACCUUCCUCUGGAUCAGCACCAUGGCCUCUCAGUGACCCCCGGGUCCCUCCACACGGGCCUCAGCGGCUCCUCUGUCCCGGUGAACGGGGCCGGCGGUGACAGCGGGUACAGCGCAGACGGAGGGGUGUACGGAAACACCGCAGCGGACAUUGGAGGAGCGCACGAGACCGGAGGAGUGGGCCAGCAUCAUCAUCAGCAUCCAAUAAAUCAUCUGGAGCAUCAACAGCACACACACAACGGCUUCCAACAUCACCAGAACCAAAGCUCUCAGAGUGGAUUAUUGACUCAGUAUACAAAUGGCAGUGGAUGCACAUCCGGGGCCUACGCAGGUCAGGCGUGUGUUACAAACUCAGAGUAUGUAGCCAUCACGGGUCCUCCCAGCUCCGUCCAGCCUCAGUAUUUUCUGGAGGAGUCGGUGGCCUCCACUUACUACCAUCAAUCAGCCUUUCCAACUUCCACCCCAGCUGUCGGUCCCAGCUACAGCGCUCUUCCGGGGUCGUAUUGCGGGCCGCAGGGCCCUCUUGCCAGCUCUCAGUACCCGCAGCAGAUUGGCGGGGGUCUGGAAACAGUGGCUUACCUGGGGCUGCCGCAAGCAGGAGGAUAUGGAGAACUGGCGGCAUCCCAGGACCGAGGGAGGGAAGAAGAGGGCAGUCAGCAGUCGGGACAGGGGCAAACCUUUGACUGGAUGAAGGUGAAGAGGAAUCCCCCGAAAACAGUCAAAGUGUCGGACUUUGGUCUCACUGGAGUUCACAACAACGCCAUGCGAACCAACUUCAGCACGCGGCAGCUGACGGAGCUGGAGAAGGAGUUCCACUUCAGCAAGUACCUGACGCGGGCGCGGCGCGUGGAGAUCGCCGCCACCCUGGAACUGAACGAGACCCAGGUGAAGAUCUGGUUCCAGAAUAGACGGAUGAAGCAGAAGAAACGCGAGCGGGAAGGAGCGGGCACUGCUGCGCGCGCCUACUCCUCUGAGACCCGCGGCGGGUUUGUGAAGGACUUGGAGGACACGGACCACUCUUCUGUAUCCACCUCUCCGGGAGCGUCGCCGAGCUCCGAGACGUAGACUGAGCGUCACUGGAGACCAACACUUUUUAUUACUGUGAUCCAGAAAUACAUUUCCGUUCUCCACACUUGCACCGACCCUCUGUUUGUUUGGUUUUUUAUUAUUAAUUUUGCUCUUUUCCUCCAUCAGUUGUCUAUGCACUACACAUACUUUCUUGGAUUCUGCGCAUCUUAUUUUAUUACAUUUUUGCCAAACAGUUUACAUUAAUCAAUACAUUUGUGUCUGAAAUCUGCUUUUAUGAUUUUUUUCAUCACUUAAUUUUUAUUAAUAGCAAAACAACAACAAUAAUAAAAGAGAUCUAGCUCACCCGCAUGUGUUUGUCCAGGUAUCCAAAACUUGACAAUAGUGACAAAAGGGUGACAUUUUUUUAAAAAUCUGCAAAUGUGAACAAUAUUUUUUAAUUCUUAGCUUUCCAGAAUUUUCCGAGACUAACCCUAAAGAUUUCAGUGACGAUUUGCAAAGAUGUUUUCUCAAUUUAGCAAAAUGUUUUGAUCUGAUGAAAAUCCUUCACAACUUGAGAAUCCUCAGAAUGAACUCUUUAAAUGUUCAAUUCACAUCUGUAACCAGCUUUGCCCACGUCGACCAUUGUUGGCCUUAGAAAGCAGAAAUAUGUAUGUAAACAUAAUAUUUUAAUGUACUGAUUUUAUUUUAUUUUAUUUUAUUUUAGGUGAGAGCAGUUUUAUUAGUAUUAUCGCCUUAAACAGACUUCCAAUCAUGUCCUGUUUUCUACGUAAAACUACCUCAAAUAAAUCUCUUCUGUCAA
Poeciliopsis prolifica (blackstripe livebearer) is the source of this 1936-nucleotide messenger RNA. RefSeq names its product homeobox B1a (gene hoxb1a). The record is from RefSeq and is a predicted model, not a curated record. Gene Ontology annotation, biological process: regulation of transcription by RNA polymerase II. The transcript has 2 exons. The coding region runs from base 1 to 1173 and encodes 390 amino acids. Gene Ontology annotation, molecular function: DNA-binding transcription factor activity, RNA polymerase II-specific; RNA polymerase II cis-regulatory region sequence-specific DNA binding. NCBI's taxonomy places the organism in Eukaryota, Metazoa, Chordata, Actinopteri, Cyprinodontiformes, Poeciliidae. Gene Ontology annotation, cellular component: nucleus.